Pleuronectes platessa (European plaice) is the source of this 972-nucleotide messenger RNA. Its product is annotated as SUN domain-containing protein 2. Gene Ontology annotation, biological process: nuclear envelope organization. The coding region runs from base 13 to 972 and encodes 319 amino acids. The transcript is spliced from 9 exons. Gene Ontology annotation, molecular function: protein-membrane adaptor activity. Gene Ontology annotation, cellular component: meiotic nuclear membrane microtubule tethering complex; nuclear envelope. The record is from RefSeq and is a predicted model, not a curated record. NCBI's taxonomy places the organism in Eukaryota, Metazoa, Chordata, Actinopteri, Pleuronectiformes, Pleuronectidae.
GUCAGGAGUCGCAUGAAGAAGACCUGUGGUCUGCUUGUCCUCCUCAUCCUCAUAUCUCUAUGUGGAUGGCUACUCUCUCCUGUGUUGACCCAUUUGUUGGAUUUCAAACUGCCAAAGUUUCUACCUCUUCAAACCAACACCCAUGUUGAUGCUGCUGAGGAGAUCAAGGAGCUGAUAGAUCUAGACAUGCAGGACUUGACCGGAAUGAUGUCCAGCCUUGGUAACAGGAUCAUAGAAGUGGAGACUAAGAAUGCAGUGGUAAAAGUGCUGCUAGAGACGUCUGCCAGUGACAGACACACACAGGGGGUCAAACCACCUUCAGCUACCAACAACCAGCUAACCCCAGAGAUCCAACAGGCCAUGGAGAAGUGGCUCAGUUACCACAUCAAGGAGCAGGACGUAUUCAUGCUUGAUGACAAAAGAAGUGGACGUUCGAUAGGUGACGAAAUGGCUGACUUUGCCCUUGAGGUUCAAGGAGCCAGGGUGAUCACUUCCAGGUGUUCAGAGACAUAUCGUGGUAGUAGGGAGUUUUUGACCCUGUUUGGUUACACGAUGUUGACUGUCGAUGUGAGCCCACGGACCGUUAUUCAGGGUCUGGCACCACUGCUCCCAGGGAGGUGUUGGUCAUUCCCUGGUGCCCAGGGAACUUAUGCCAUUACUCUCUCUCAUCCGGUAAAGAUAACGCACGUGACAGUGGACCACGUCUCGCGCUACAGCUCACCCACUGGGAGCAUCAACUCCGCGCCCAGAGCCUUUGAACUCUAUGGAAUGACAGACAUCUCAGAGAAGAGAACUCUUCUUGGAACAUUCACCUACAAUAAGGGUGGCGAGUCCACGCAGACAUUUCAGCUGCUUAACCCAACUGACGACAUCUAUCGUGGUGUGGAGAUGCAUGUCCUCAGUAACUGGGGACAAGCUGAAUAUACAUGUCUUUACCGCCUUCGUGUGCAUGGGAAGAUCGCCUCCAAAUGA